UUCAGAGCUCUAGGCCCCCAUCUCUCAUUUCGUAAGUCAACAAUUACAAUUAUGCUUUGAUGACCGUAUGACCAGCACACAUUAAUUUAUAAUUUGUUCAAAUUAUAAUUGCCGACCAUAACUGCAACGAUACACGCACACACAGCACAACACAAUACACACAACCCAAUCCAGUGGCAUUUGGGGCAUUAACAUUAACACCCUGGGGACAUGACUAAGCCCCUGGUACACAGCAAACGAAACGAAGAGAGGCCGGAGGGUCAGUCGAAGCUUCUGGCAGAGGGGCGCACACAAAUUUGACCUCUUCAAUUGACCAGGCCUUUGGUCUGGUAUGGAUGGCUGGACUGGGCUGGGUGGUGCCCAGUGGGCUGGGGUUGGGAUUGUUUGUCUGUUGACCUUCAUGACGUCGCCGGCAAACAGCAGAUGCAUGUACAAUAUGCACUCGUCAUCGGCGAGAGGUGCACUCAAGGGUUGCCCUCACGCUCGCUUGUCAGUCAUAUUUUCUAGGGGGUCUUCCAAACUGCCCGCAUACCCUGCUAUUGAAAAAAAAAUCAUACAAGAACUAGUAAUAUUUCAUAGUAAUUGGAAUGGUUAUGGGAAAGUGUCCUAUCUUGUUUAAGAGAAAAGGAAGACCAAAGUAAAAUGAAUUCAGGCAAUUACAAACUAGUUUUGUGUAAUUUCCAGGAAUUAUUCAAAUACCCCUGCCAGGUACCAUCCAGUUGUAAUCACUCACAUAGUUUUAAUUAACAGAAGAUGACGCAUUCUAUCUAAAUUGAAUUAUUUACUCGAUUUUUAUGAAUGAAACGCUCGUAAGUGAUUCACGAGAGCAUGAGUGACACAGAAUUAUAGUGCUCGAAUAUGUGUAUCUGAGGCUCAUUCAAUAAAUGAUAAUUUAUGGAGCUUGGAAGCGGCUUCUGCCAGUGAAUUCCGGUUAAAAGUCACCCCCCUGCCCAUGGCGAACCGAGCUCAUUAAUUUUUAGGGAACCCCUUGGCCCGAUCCAGGCCCCUUCGCGUUUCCACGGAACUGAUGGAAGGUGGAGUUCAAAUGGCAACCGAGCAGAAGAUUUCUCAAUUGUCGCUGUGGCGCCCAGAGGGUAUGACAAUUUAAUUAAUUAACGGCACAGAACUCACUUUUCAACAUGUGGCCAUUGAGAAAUGGGUGAGACUGGGAGGCAGGAAGGAAGUCAGCAACCUAGGAGACACAACUCACUCACACAGUCUCACAUAUUUAGUCCUUUUGCCUCCUACUUAUUAUUCGCGACAGCACGCAUAUUUUCCAGCUUCGGAGUUUUUCAGCUACCCAGGACUCUUACAGUCGUUCUCAACCAAGGCAGGAUGGCUGAAUUUUCAGUUGGUGUACAUUUUUGUCGAAUCAAAUAUUUUUAAGACGAAACCUUCUUGUCCCUGACAGUCCAUAGUUAUGCUAAUGUCAACGUUGUGCUAAAAAAAACCAAGCAAACUAUCUGCCUUUUGCGAAAUGUGUCAAAGGACUUGCCUGACAAAAGUGUAACAAGCAGCCGUAAAUCGAAUACGGCGUAUGACAUGCGUUGGACGGCAGGAAACAGAAAGGAUAACGGCUGUAAGUCCUGGCCAGGAACAGAAACGGAGCCAGAACCAGAGAACCAAGUGCCAAGCAAACAACGUGGCCUCAUUAAAGUGACCAAAGGAGAAAUCGAGCAGGACACUCUGACCUACCGCCUGCAGAAGUAUCUUUGUUGGGCAAUUUCUACACUGAGAGAAUAAUAUAACAAUAGUGAUUAAAUGGUAAAAGUGUAUGCUCUCAAAAGGAUUUCUUCGAAGCUCGAUUAAAUCGUUCAAAAUAGACCCCAUCGCACGUGUAAACAUCAAUUUGCGAUUAAAUAUUAUCCUAAAUGGCGCCCAACAAGGGUUGUAGUCCUCCGGAGAGCAAGAGGAGGUAGUGGCAAGAAACAAAGCAUACUUAUUUGGGUCACUCACGCAUACAGAAAUGUUUUCCCUGUUGUUGUCUGUGCACAGAUUGCCGGACAAGUGGUGGGCAAUGGUAAGUAGGACCAAGGACCAAGGUCCAAGGACUAGACAGCAAUUUGGUAAACAAGUCGCCGACGCCGCCAUCGCCAUCGCCAUCGCCGCCGCCGUCGCGUUCACGCCUGUGACUAUAUUUAGGUGUCCGGCGUGUUGCCAUCAUAAAACUCAUGCUAAAAUAAUAAAGUGGACAUUGGACAUUGGACACUGGGCACAGGGCACUGGGCACUGGCGUUGCAUAAAUUGAGACGCACAAGAGGACAAGGAACAAUGCCAAUCCAGGUCCAGAUUUAGACAAGACGCGUAUUUGCUGCACACAAUAACUUUCUUGCUGUUUUACGAUUCUCUUUUUCCGUUGGAGGACGUGGACGGGGAUGGGGGGAAAUUCCCCGAAGAAUUACGACCUUACGAGGAAAAACAAACGUGAGCGGCACUUGCAAUCCACAUGAAUGACUCUGUUUCAGCCUGCAGGCGAAUAUUUGGUGUAACGCCCACCCACUGCCCCCCAUCAGCACGCCUCCUUGGCAUGCUGGGAUAAGGUCGAAUAACAUUCAUGUACGAGCUGGGAGUGGAGCAGAUUAACUGCAACGGCAAACUCAUCGAUUUGCCCAGCUUAGAGGUGGUGCGUCCAGCUCCCAAAAUGCCCAGCGAUGCUAACAUUGAUUGGCUGCUCCACAUUUAUUUUACUCGCCGCGAGUUCACGCGCUGCCGUCGCCUCAUCGAACGUGAGCUGAAUCGACAUCUGAAUCCGGAGUACCUGUACUUUGUCCAGGGCCUAAUUGACCGCGAAGAGGGCAAUAACAUCGAUGCUUUGCGGCACCUGCAGAAGUCCGUGGAGCUCAAUCCGCGUAAUAUUGAGACUUAUAAGGAAAUCGGAAGGACAUUAUACCUGAUGGGACGAUUCGGCCAGGCCUUGGGCGUUUUUCGGGAGGCUGAGCAAAGGAGUAGCAUUAAGGACCAUGAAAUAUAUCACUAUUUGGGAGAGCUGCUCUACAGAGCAGCCACAACUCAAACUCUAUCGGAAUUGGCACGGCAGCAGCAGGAUGAGUCUCGGUCCUAUUUCGAGCUGGCCGUACAAACUGGCCGGAAACAAGAGAGCUAUGUCCGUCUGGCCGAGCUGUAUCGAAAGGACAAACAGUACCAAAAGGCCAUUGAAGUGCUGGAAAAUUGCCUGCAUUUAACGCCCGAGAACUCUGAGGUGCUGAUUGAAAUCAGUGUGCUGUACCUGAAAAUAAACGAGACCCAAAAGGCCCACGAUCGUCUGGCGGAAGUCGUCAGCAUUGAGCGGAAAUGCUCGCCUAAGGGCUUGUUGGCAUUUGGCGCCAUUUUGCAGUCGCGCAACGAUGUGGACGGGGCCCUCAGCAAAUACAGCCAAAUCGCUAACGCUGAGCCGGAAAUUGCAGAGCUCUGGAAUAACAUUGGAUUGUGUUUUUUCAAAAAGCAAAAGUUCAUUGUGGCCAUUUCAUCGCUUCGCAAAUCGGUUUGGCUCUCUCCCCUCAACUACAAUGCCCUCUACAAUUUGAGUUUAAUUUACAUUGCCUCUGAACAAUACGCCAGUGCCUUUCACACACUCGCCGCAGCCAUAAACCUGCGCAAGGAUAAUGCCGAGUGCUACAUGCUCCUGGGCUUGUGUUUGCGUAAGCUGGACGAUAUGGAAAAUGCCUUCGUGGCCCUCGAGCGGGCAAGCAGCAUGUCUGUGGGUCUUCAGGGUGGCGGAAGGAAUCCGCUUGUGGUGCUGAACUUUGCCCUCUUCUGCUACGAAACAGGUCGAUUGGCAAUGGCCACCGAACAGUACAACCGGUUCAUGAGCCAGGCCCAGGAUCUUUUGUUGCCCACGGAAUACAAAUUCCAAGCAACCAAAUUGAAAUCCCUGCUGCGAAUCUCGAGCCAGGGCAAUGGCAUACUCCUUGAUCCGUUGGAUUCCGAGGAAUCCGAUUUGGGACACAGUCGUACAACGGAUUUGCCGCCCGACGAACUUCCACUGGAGGUGAACGCCGUGGUUAGCCAGAAGUAACAUUGAAUUAUUAAUGGUAAUGAACAAUGGCAGAGCCAUUAGAAUAAAGUCCAAAUCCACCACGUACUUGAAU
Drosophila ananassae is the source of this 4088-nucleotide messenger RNA. RefSeq names its product Bardet-Biedl syndrome 4 protein homolog (gene BBS4). Gene Ontology annotation, cellular component: ciliary basal body. Gene Ontology annotation, molecular function: protein binding. The record is from RefSeq and is a predicted model, not a curated record. NCBI's taxonomy places the organism in Eukaryota, Metazoa, Arthropoda, Insecta, Diptera, Drosophilidae. The coding region runs from base 2555 to 4015 and encodes 486 amino acids. Gene Ontology annotation, biological process: protein localization to cilium; cilium assembly. The transcript is spliced from 13 exons.